This is a messenger RNA of Neoarius graeffei (lesser salmon catfish), 520 nucleotides long. RefSeq names its product NADH dehydrogenase [ubiquinone] 1 beta subcomplex subunit 1-like. Bases 229 to 405 code for a protein of 58 amino acids. Gene Ontology annotation, cellular component: mitochondrion. The record is from RefSeq and is a predicted model, not a curated record. The transcript has 3 exons. NCBI's taxonomy places the organism in Eukaryota, Metazoa, Chordata, Actinopteri, Siluriformes, Ariidae.
UUCCCUAGGGAUGGUUUAAAAUGUUUCCGAAAACACUUCAUAGCAUUGAAAUGAAGUUUAAACUAUAAUACUUUAAAUCAUUAUAUUUUGUUGAAUUUGGUAUGAGUCGUUAUAAAGGCUGUUUGGUAUUAAUAAAUAUAGUUGAAAAGCGCUAUUUUAGAGUUGGUAUGGUCCAAUGACCUCAGCUUGAGAAGCCUGAUAGCAGUAAGCGAAGCUAACAACGGCAUCAUGGUGAACUUCGCAGCGAUGGUGCGAGAGCACUGGGUGAACGUCCUGGUCCCACUGGGCUUCGUCAUAGGCGUCUAUCUGGACAGAUGGAAUGAUCAGAAACUGACAGCAUUCAGGAACAAGAGUGCAUUGUACAGUAGGGAACUGAAGCCUGGUGAGGAAUACACCUGGAAGUGAAAUCUUCCUCUUCGUAUUUAUUGGACUUCCUGUUCUCUUAAUUCCUCCUUUGUAAUCCUUAAAACUAAAUGAGUUUUCAAUAACAUUUGUGAUGUAAAAUAUACUGGUACAAAAA